This is a messenger RNA of Saccostrea cuccullata (small rock oyster), 1757 nucleotides long. RefSeq names its product fibroblast growth factor receptor 3-like. Gene Ontology annotation, biological process: multicellular organism development; axonogenesis; protein phosphorylation. Lineage: Eukaryota; Metazoa; Mollusca; Bivalvia; Ostreida; Ostreidae. Gene Ontology annotation, cellular component: plasma membrane; signaling receptor complex. The record is from RefSeq and is a predicted model, not a curated record. Gene Ontology annotation, molecular function: ATP binding; protein kinase activity. The transcript has 11 exons. Bases 126 to 1244 code for a protein of 372 amino acids.
CUUAUCCUUCCGUUUGUGGUGAGGUUUACACAGUUAUCGUGGAGAGAGGACGGGGCCACGGCCGACUCAUAGUAAUCCCCGUCAUACUGCUGUAGGUCACUCUGCUGACCCAUAGGAUACACAGCAUGUUCACAACCACUGAAGUGAAUAAGUUUAACAUUACAAGAGACCCAGACGAUAACAUAACGCCAACGGAAAAGCUUGGUGUAAUAAUAGUUGUGUGUUAUAUAUUGUUUGUGCCAUUGCUGUAUGCCUGGAAGAAAUUUCGCAUCUGGAGAGAAAACAUAAAAAUUAUUGCAAAUGACUCAACAUUUGAGAUUGAAAAUGCUGAAGAGCCCCAAGUUCAGUGGGGCACCCUCGGACAAAUCAACAUGGAUCCCAUGUCUAUUAUAAAACGUCUGGUACAAAGUGAGGUGUCAAUGAAAGACGUCAAGAUAGGACAACUCAUCGAGAUCGGGAGAACAGUCCGGGUCUUCAAGGCUAGACUUGUGGACGAGGGAGUGUCCAAGAUUGUCGCUCUGAAAAUGCUUCAAGAAGGUGUCUCCGAUAAAGAUUAUCGUCUGAUGAAUGCCAAGAUUCGCUUCUUCUCAACAAGGAAGCUGGAUCACCCGAACGUUGUCAAAUUCAUAGGUGCGAUAAAGGAUGAUGAAAAAUAUGGACCGUGCAUGCUUUUUGAACUCUGUCGACGAUCAGUCAGGGAAUGGUUGGAGGAUUGCCGUGCUCCACUGAACAAGGACACCCUGUUACAGAUGACUGAAUUUCCUCUCCAAAUAGCGAAGGGGAUGAGGUAUCUCUCUGACCAAAAAGCAAUACAUAAACGCCUAGCUGCUAGAAAUGUGCUGUUAAACAGCGUCUUACAAGCAAAGGUCGGAUGUUUUGGACCAAGACACAAAGACAAAAUUUCUCAUCAUUUUCAAAGGGAGAGAAUGCCUAUCCAGUGGUUUGCUCCUGAGAGUCUUGCUGAGAUGAAUACGUAUUCUACUGAAAGCGAUGUGUGGUCGUUUGGGGUGACUGUAUGGGAGAUAUUUACAUUAGGUGAUCUACCUUACAUUAACUACAACAACAGAGAAUUAAUAGACUUGUUAAAAGAAGGGUUUCGUCUGCGUAAGCCGACAUACGCUGAUUCCAGGUUUUAUGAUAUUAUGAAAUCAUGCUGGAAAAUGAAACCCAGUAAUAGACCAACAUUUUCUACUUUAGUUAUAGAGCUAACAAAUCUUCGUGAUUUACCGAGUACUACCGAGUAACACCGAGUUUUACCGACUAUUUUUGAGGAUUACCGUGUUAAUCUUCUUUAGUUACCUCGUUGAUUUACUAUCCAGAGACCAACAAACAAACAACCAAGCCAUAGAAAAGGAGUCAAUAAAACCAUAAAUCUUAGACUGUUAAUUUUUAAGGUUCAUAGUGUUAACACAAACACCUUUAUUUUACCUGGAAUGACCUAAUUUGGGAUACGUUUCCGAAUUGCGUUUCAAUCAAUAAAGAGCCAUUCAUCAUUUGUAAUGAGCUUUAAAACAGAUUAUUGGUGGAUUAUGUGGGGACAUUCCGGUGUAAGAAGAUUCAUUAAUCUUGACUCCAUUGUUAUUUCAUCUAUUUUAGUCAUUCAGUGAAUGAUUAUAAAAUUUCUAGUCUGUGUGCUAUUUCAGAGAGAGAGAGAGAGAGAGAGAGAGAGAGAGAGAGAGAGAGAGAGAGAGAGAGAGAGAGAGAGAGAGAGAGAGAGAGAGAGAGAGAGAGAGAGAGAGAGAGAGAGAGAGAUAAAA